AUGACGUGCGGGAAGGCAGGCUGGGUGACGGGCUUCUGCGCGGAGAAUGCAUCGACGGUGAACUGGCAGGAGGGGCAUGUUUCCGUGGCGCAGUUGGUCGAGAGCUCCAGCUCCAGCUCCAGCUCCAGCUCCUCCUCCUCCAGUCCUGGGGCUUCUGCUGGGCCGGCGUCGAACGACACGGAGACAGACACGGAGACGGACGGCUCUUCUACGCGCAGUGACGAUGUGGCGUUGGGUGUUGGAUUGGGGGUUGGACUUGGUGUGCCUCUGGUAGCUGCGACUGUUGGGUUGAUUGCGAUGUGGGUGCGGGCGGGGAGGAGCAAGGCGUAUAGUCAUAUAGAGGGGACGGGGGCUCGGGGUGGGCAGAGACAGAGACCGGGGGAGGUAUAUGAGUUUGAGGGUCCUUCUGGACGGCAGGGACCCAAGGCAGCGGUUGCUCCGGCGCAGGAGCUUGGGCCUCAGCAUCUCGCAGAUUCUUCGCCGCUUCAACCUUGGGCCCAGGGCAACACAUGUAUUCCUGUGAACAAUGCCUCUCCAUGUGAUUGCCCAGUCCAGUGCAACUCUGACCCUGAUCUGCAAGCCUAA
This is a messenger RNA of Aspergillus mulundensis, 585 nucleotides long. RefSeq lists its product as uncharacterized. The record is from RefSeq and is a predicted model, not a curated record. The transcript has 3 exons. The coding region runs from base 1 to 585 and encodes 194 amino acids. NCBI's taxonomy places the organism in Eukaryota, Fungi, Ascomycota, Eurotiomycetes, Eurotiales, Aspergillaceae.